Messenger RNA from Camelina sativa (false flax), 998 nucleotides. RefSeq names its product ethylene-responsive transcription factor SHINE 2. Gene Ontology annotation, biological process: regulation of DNA-templated transcription. Gene Ontology annotation, molecular function: DNA-binding transcription factor activity; DNA binding. The record is from RefSeq and is a predicted model, not a curated record. NCBI's taxonomy places the organism in Eukaryota, Viridiplantae, Streptophyta, Magnoliopsida, Brassicales, Brassicaceae.
AAAGGGAAAUUUCAAAAAUGAAAGCUCUAUAUAAAUAGUUAGUUGGACACGAACCACAGUAAGAUCAGAGACUACCUCAGUCUCUAUCUAUCUCUCUUCUACAUUGUCCAUGUCUGCUAAGAAGAGAGAAACUAAGAACCCUAAAUUUUAAAUCAGCUUAUAUAUAUCAAGUAUUUUUUUUUUAAAAAUGGUACACUCGAGGAAGUUCCGAGGUGUCCGCCAGCGACAAUGGGGUUCUUGGGUCUCUGAGAUUCGCCAUCCUCUUUUGAAGAGAAGAGUAUGGCUUGGAACAUUCGAAACGGCAGAAGCGGCUGCGAGAGCUUACGACCAAGCGGCUCUUCUAAUGAACGGUCAGAACGCCAAGACCAAUUUCCCUGUCGUAAAAUCAGAGGAAGGCUCCGAUCACGUUAAAGACGUUAACUCUCAGUUAAUGUCGCCAAAGUCGUUAUCUGAGCUAUUGAACGCUAAGCUAAGGAAGAGCUGCAAAGACCUAACGCCGUCGCUGACAUGUCUCCGUCUAGACACGGACAGUUCCCACAUAGGAGUUUGGCAGAAACGGGCCGGGUCGAAAACGAGUCCGACUUGGGUCAUGCGUCUCGAACUUGGGAACAGAGCCAACGAAAGUGCGGGGGUUGACUUGGGGUUGAAGAAACAAAACGUCGAGAAAGAAGAAGAAGAAGAGGCUAUUAGUGACGAGGAUCAAUUAGCUAUGGAGAUGAUCGAGGAGUUGCUGAACUGGAGUUGACUUUAACUUUGACUUCUGAAAGUCUGAAAAAAAAAGAAUUAAGGUUUUUCAUUAUUUUCCGGAUUUUAAUAUUCUUUAAAAGUUUAUAGUGUGAUCUAUUUAUCGAUUAUACAUGUAAGAAAUUGUCAAAAAUACACGUAAAAAAUGUAAUAUAUAUACAGACUUGUAUUUUUUUUUCUGUACUUUUUUGUUAUAAAGUAUACAUGCUUGUUGUGCUGAUUGAUUGAUAUAAAAGAUUGUUGGAUUUGGGUAA